Messenger RNA from Penicillium brasilianum, 2028 nucleotides. NCBI's taxonomy places the organism in Eukaryota, Fungi, Ascomycota, Eurotiomycetes, Eurotiales, Aspergillaceae. The record is from the annotation of a GenBank genome assembly.
CUCCGACCGGAGAAAUUCUCGGACAGAAUGGAGUACUCUGCAUUAACCGAGCAAUUUUGUAUGCACCGCAGCCCACCAGGUUGAUGCCCGCCUAAAGAUGGGUCGGAGAAAACAUCGGUCGACUGCUGAUAAUAUGUGUCAUUUUCGAGGACUAGCUCCUUAGAGGGGAUCCUAGUUUGCCCCCCUCUCCCGUAACAACCACGCCUGUUUAAGACCGUCAAGUUCGUGUUUGCACACUACCAAAGACAAGACUCAUUUGAUGUUGCUUUGAUCAACCCUGCGUUAGAAAACAUGUCACCACAUCAAGUCCAAGAUCUCCUGAACGAGGCAAGACGGGCGAGCUGGAAGGAGGCUUCCGUAUACCAGAUAUGGCCUGCGUCGUUCAAGGACUCGACGGGGUCGGGCACUGGAGAUCUGAAGGGUGUCAUUUCUAAAGUCGAUUAUCUGAAGAAGCUUGGCAUUGAUGUCGUCUGGUUGUCACCCAUCUUUGAGAGCCCUCAAGUUGACAUGGGCUACGACAUCAGUAAUUACCGCGUGAUUGAUCCGCGGUAUGGUUCUAUUGAGGAUGUAGAUGUGUUGCGGGACAGACUCCACGAACGAGGCAUGAAACUCAUCAUGGAUCUCGUCAUGAACCAUACCAGUGACCAGCAUGAAUGGUUCAAACAGUCACGGAGUUCUCGCAAGAACAAAUAUCGUGAUUGGUACAUCUGGAAGCCUGCCCAUUUUGAUACUCAGGGCAACCGACAGCCACCAAACAAUUGGCAGAGUCACUUCCAAGGGAGCACGUGGGAAUGGGAUGAAUGCACCGGAGAAUAUUAUCUCCACCUCUACGGCAAGGAACAGCCGGACUUGAAUUGGGAGAACCCUGCAGUUCGCAAUGAGGUGCAUGAGACGAUGCGGUUCUGGCUCGACCGCGGGAUUGAUGGAUUUCGUUUCGAUGUCAUCAACUUUGUGAGUAAGGGCACAGAGUUUCCUGACUCAUCCAGCGAUUUCUUCCCGGGGUCUGAGUUUUAUGCCGCUGGGCCUCGACUCCACGAGUACCUGCAGGAGUUGGGAAGCAUUCUCCAAGAGUAUGAUGCCUUCAGCGUAGGUGAGAUGCCAUGCGUGCACGAUACGAAGGAAAUCAUCAAGAGUGUCCAGGAAGACCGAGGCGAGUUCAAUAUGAUUUUCCAUUUUGAAUUGAUGGACAUUGACCACGGGGCAGAGGGCAAGUUCUUCCCUGGCCAAUGGUCUCUACCAGAUCUCAAGAGAACGGUCAACAAGUGGCAGCAAUUCAUGUACCAGAACAAUGGCUGGAACGCCUUGUACAUGGAAAAUCACGACCAGCCACGGGCUGUGAGCCGCUUCGCCAAUGACAGCCCCGAACAUCGCAUUCAGAGUGCCAAAAUGAUUGCAGUCUUUCUCGCAUUACAGGCUGGCACUCCUUUCGUCUACCAGGGGCAGGAGCUCGGCAUGCACAAUAUGCCCGCAGCCUGGCCAAUGGAGGAAUACCAGGACAUCGACUGCUUGAAUCAUUGGAGACUCAAAGGCCAAGAUGCUGACGACGAAACGAGAAAAAUGUUCCGACAGGAAUAUCAGAAAAAGUCUCGCGAUAAUGCGCGCACCCCCGUGCAGUGGGAUUCGAGCAAGCAUGCUGGAUUUACCUCCGCAGAGAAGCCCUGGAUGGCAGUGAACCCCAACUACUCCAUCAUCAAUGCUGCUGCUCAGCUUGAUGACCCCAGCUCGGUCUUCAACUGCUGGCGAUCGGUCCUGGAGACGAGAAAGAGGUAUAAGGACAUUGUGGUGUACGGGCGUUUCGAUCUCGUAGACGAGAAUAAUGAUAAGAUCUUUGCGUACUCACGGACAGCGCCCGAGGGUCGGGUCUUGGUGGUAUGCAAUUUUUCAGCUGAAACGGCUAAAUGGGUCGGGGUCCCAGCUUCUGUUCAAGAGGUAAUUAUGACAACAACUGGCCGAUCUCGAGAGGCACUUCAGGGGGCCCAGGUACAGCUGGAGCCCUUUGAAGCCAUUGCCAUGUUGGUUACAGAGUAG